AUGACUUCUUAUUCUUGUUCCCAUUGUUUGUGUCCAAGGCUAGCGGAACUGUUUACGAUGUCAACUUUGGGCAAUUCAAAUAAUAUAUUUUGGCAAGAAUGUCAAGUAGAAAAGCUUGACAGGCAGAAGCUACUAAACCAAAAAGGAUGUGUUGUGUGGAUUACGGGUCUCAGUGGAUCAGGAAAAAGCACAUUAGCCUGCUCGUUAAGCAGAGAACUUCACUCAAGGGGAAAGUUGUCUUAUGUCCUUGAUGGAGAUAACCUUCGGCAUGGAUUAAACAAAGAUCUUGGUUUUAAACCAGAAGAACGUGCUGAAAAUAUACGCAGAACUGGAGAAGUAGCAAAGCUCUUUGCUGAUGCUGGUUUAAUAUGUGUUGCCAGUCUGAUAUCUCCAUAUAGAAAAGAUCGUGACAUGUGUCGUGCCAUGAUGACUGAUUCUAAUUUUAUUGAGGUCUUCAUGAACAUGCCUCUAGAACUGUGUGAGGAGCGAGAUCCAAAAGGACUUUAUAAGCUUGCUCGUGCUGGAAAGAUCAAAGGCUUUACUGGUAUUGAUGAUCCUUAUGAACCGCCCGAAAACUGUGAGAUAGAAAUAAAACAGAUAGAUGGAGUUUGCCCACUACCUACUGCCAUGGCUGGACAAGUAGUUUCUUAUUUGGAAGGGAAAGGAUUUCUUGCAUCCUAGGAACUUGAUAGCCUUCAUCUCUUGGAUGAUCCUCCGCAAUAUAAGUAUGCUUUUUCAGUUAUAUGUGAUGUGGGAUAAAGAAAGGAGGCUUUUAAUGUUUUAAUAACUACAAAGUCUUGAGUGGAUAAACAUAUGAUUUUAACUUAGCUUGUGAUUGUGUUCUUUGCACCCCUGAUCUUUCCUUCUGAUUGUGAUUGCGACUACUCUAUUUUUACAAGCUGACAGUUUCGAAUAUAUUUUGCACUUGAAGGUUAGAUUCAGAAUCUGCUUAGCACGUGCUUGCCAUGGCCAGUCUCACGCUGAAGCUUCUGACAGAUGAAUAAGCCAUAUGGGCCCGGCCCUAUAAGUUGUUUAUUUUUGUAAGCAGACAAACUCGAAUGUAUAUUUGUAUCAUUUUUCUUAAGAAUUGUUUGGGAAUUGGGAUUACCUAUAUUUUAGUACCCCACAAGCCUUUACUAUUA
Molecule: messenger RNA, 1142 nt
Organism: Neltuma alba
Lineage: Eukaryota; Viridiplantae; Streptophyta; Magnoliopsida; Fabales; Fabaceae
Product: adenylyl-sulfate kinase 3-like
Exons: 7
Coding region: 1-681 (226 amino acids)
Biological process (GO): sulfate assimilation
Molecular function (GO): adenylylsulfate kinase activity; ATP binding
Source: RefSeq, a predicted model, not a curated record